Molecule: messenger RNA, 3087 nt
Organism: Brassica rapa (field mustard)
Lineage: Eukaryota; Viridiplantae; Streptophyta; Magnoliopsida; Brassicales; Brassicaceae
Product: serine/threonine-protein kinase D6PKL1
Biological process (GO): protein phosphorylation
Molecular function (GO): protein kinase activity; ATP binding
Source: RefSeq, a predicted model, not a curated record
AAAAGUGUUUUCUUCACAGAUUAGUGAAACUAAACCAAGUGAUUAUAGUUGGAAAAACCUAGAGUUAUAAUUAUAUCUAGAGUUAACCAUAGUAAAAAGGGAAUCUCUCACCAAAAAAAACAAAACUCCUGAUCAAACCAUAACAAAAUAAACGUCUCCAACCAAAUUGUAGGUUGAAUAAGGAAAAGGAACUUACCAAAUUUUUUGUUGAGAACUAAAACCUAGCAGAUUUGUCCACAAGGAUUCUUUUUUUCUGCACUAUUCAAUUUUCCUUCUUUAUUUUAUUACACAACAAAAGGAAUUGUUUCAUACGUCUGAGAAAGUAAAAUUUGUGUAUACUAUAUACCUCUGAACAAGUACUAAAUAUAUGUUUCAUUGUAGUAAACUAGUAAUGAUCAAGAUUCUCUAAUGUAUUUAAAACUGUUUUAUUCAAAAGAUUAGUGAAGAAAAACAAGUGAUAUUAGCUGAAAAUCCCAAUAAUUAACAUAUAGACUUGUGAUUUAAACCAUAGAAAAACACUCUGAUCAAAAAAACCAGAACAAAAGAAACGUCUAAAACCAAAUUGUAGGUUGAAGAAGGAACACAUGUCGGUCCCACUUUAAUGACUGGGCCCCGCUCUCACUCUCCUUUUCUUUUUCUUUAAUUAAAAAAAAAUUAAUAUUUCUCCGUUACCGUCGUCAGUAGCAGCAGCAAGCUAGCUAGCUAAGAUAGAUAGCGCCCACACAUAAUAAAGCAAGAGACUUUAACAGCUUCCGACCCCUCAAUUCUCGAGCUUGAGGUGGCUUUCUUCUUCUUUCAUUCUCUCUCUCUCUCUGCUUCAAAUCCAUUUCCCGGUGAUAAAUCUCUCCCGGCUACGGCUGCAUUGUACUCGAUCUCACGAUUCUCGGCGAUCUUCGUGUCUUGUUUCCGGUUGGUAUAAAGAUCGUAUGAAUGCUGGAUAUGGAGAGAGUUUCUGAGCUUAAGAGACUUCCUAGUAAAGGUCCUUUCUCAAGAAGACAACACUCAAACUUUGAAAGUAGAGAUGCUUCUAUGCAUUUUGAGUACAACAACACAGGAGGAAGACCGAUCAAUCCAACUACAACAACACUAGGGAGAGAACUCGGCUUAGUACUCAACGUGCACAGAGAAGAGUUUGGUGGUAACCAUAACGACUUUCAAGAGUUUGAGCCUGUGGUAAGGUCAACAAACUAUCCUCUCCUGGAGAUUGAAGAGAUCGUUGCUGCUGCUGAUGAUGAUAUGUCUGAGGAACCUGGUUCCAGCUCCUUCCGUGGCGUUAGCCACCCUCCAGAGCCAGACGACAUGGAUCUCAUCACAACUGCCACGUCACCGUCUCCAUUCUCUAUGCCUCGUGCGUCGCAGAACACAGAUCACUCAGACAAGGAAUGCGUUUGGGAUUCUAGUCCACACAACAGCAGCGCCAGAGCCAUGAGCAUCGCCAACAGCUCUUCCUCUACUCAGAGGAGCGAUGUAGUGUUCAGCAUGGACAAGAGCUACAUGUUCGAAAGCGCCAAGACGAGUGCAAGCGACAGUAGCGGGCUCAGUGAAGAGAGCAGCUGGAGCAGCUUCACGGGAAGUCUCAACAAGCCGCACAAAGGGAAUGAUCCGAGGUGGAAUGCAAUAACGGCUGUACGGGCACGAGACGGGGUUCUAGGGAUGAGCCACUUCAAGCUGCUGAGGCGGUUAGGGUGUGGGGACAUAGGGAGCGUUUAUCUAGCGGAGUUGAGCGGGACUCGGUGUGUUUUUGCGGUGAAAGUGAUGGAUAAAGCUUCUCUUGAGGAUAGGAAGAAGCUGAGUAGGGCUCAGACGGAGAGGGAGAUUCUGCAGGUGUUGGAUCAUCCGUUUUUGCCGACGUUGUAUGCUCAUUUCGAGACGGAUAGGUUCUCGUGUUUGGUUAUGGAGUAUUGUCCUGGUGGUGAUCUGCAUGCUUUGAGGCAGCGUCAGCCUGGGAAGCAUUUCUCGGAGUAUGCUGCGAGAUUUUACGCUGCAGAGGUGUUGCUAGCACUCGAGUAUCUCCACAUGCUCGGUGUUGUCUACAGAGACUUAAAACCCGAGAACGUUCUGGUCCGAGACGAUGGCCAUAUAAUGCUAUCAGACUUCGACCUCUCCCUCAGAUGCACAGUUUCCCCAACCCUGAUCAAAACAUUCGACUCCGAUCCAUCCAAACGCGGUGCCUUCUGCGUCCAACCCUCUUGCAUGAUGGAGCCCACCACAUCAUGCUUCUCACCGCGUAGCAUCUUCUCUAACAAAAGCAAAAAGAACAACAAGACGCGUAGUAAAACGCAGACGGAUGUCUUCAGACCACACUCAGGCUCCCUCCCUGAGCUGGUGGCCGAGCCUAACACGAGGUCCAUGUCCUUUGUCGGAACGCACGAGUACUUAGCUCCGGAGAUAAUCAAGGGAGAAGGACACGGGAGCGCGGUUGACUGGUGGACUUUUGGGAUCUUUGUUCAUGAGCUUCUUUAUGGGAAAACGCCGUUUAAAGGAUCAGGAAACAGAGCUACUCUGUUUAAUGUGGUGGGAGAGCAGUUGAAGUUUCCUGAGUCGCCGGCGACUAGCUACGCGGGGAGGGACUUGGUUCAGGCUUUGCUGGUGAAAGAUCCGAAGAAUAGGUUGGGGACGAGGAGAGGAGCGACGGAGAUUAAGCAGCAUCCGUUUUUUGAAGGAGUGAACUGGGCGUUGAUAAGGUGUGGUACUCCUCCUGAAGUGCCGAGGCAGAUGGAGGUUGAACCGCCUCCGAAGUAUGGACCGAUUGAUCCGGUUGGGUUUGGUAGUAACAGCAAGAGAAUGGGAGCACCACCACCAGUAUCAGCAGCAUCAGUAGGAGCAGGUGGAGAUGCAAAAGCUGGUGGUAAAUUUCUAGAUUUUGAGUUUUUCUGAAGCUGUUGUUUUGUGUUUGGUCACUUAAUUAGCAAUUUAGUCUUUCUUAUAUAUGUAACAACGUCUCAAGGCUUCAAUGGAUCAAGAGUGGACAUGGUCCCUCCUUUAAUCUUUCUUCCAUGUAAACCAAAAACUUUUUUAAGGAUAUGGAAAGCUCCAAGUCUGGAAUCAUUUCCUUUGGUAGUACUACUGAUGCGUUUGUCUGAGUCC